Messenger RNA from Cicer arietinum (chickpea), 1146 nucleotides. RefSeq names its product BAG family molecular chaperone regulator 4-like. Lineage: Eukaryota; Viridiplantae; Streptophyta; Magnoliopsida; Fabales; Fabaceae. Gene Ontology annotation, molecular function: adenyl-nucleotide exchange factor activity; protein-folding chaperone binding. Gene Ontology annotation, cellular component: cytoplasm. The record is from RefSeq and is a predicted model, not a curated record. Gene Ontology annotation, biological process: protein stabilization.
CUUCUUUUGCUAUUCUAAUACUUUCCUUGCAUCUUUCAACAAACUCCACCUUCUUGAUCUCUCUUUAUUAUUAUUCUAUAGCUAUGUUUUACCAAAAAAUUUAUUGACAAUGAAAAUAUAAGCUUCAAAAUGUGUAGCUAAUGAUGAGAAUAAGGGUAGUAUAGAUUGGGAGAAAAGAUCCGGUGGAAUGCUUGUUCAAAAAAGAUAAACUCUUGAGUCUUCUUCUAGUCCUAUGAUCAAAAUCAAGGUCUCUCAUGGUUCAUAUCACCAUGAGAUUAAUGUUCCUUCACAAUCUACUUUUGCCAGCAAAGAGAGGAAGAUUGAACAUACUUUAAUAGCCACUAAAGAAGUUUUAUAUGUUAGAACAGAAGUUGACAAGUUAUAUCAGAAGGUGAUUGGUUUGGAGAGGAUUAUUAGUGGUGGAGCUAAGGUUGAAGAUAAAGAAUUUGUUGUCUUGACUGAAUUGCUUAUGGUUCAACUGCUUAAACUUGACUCUAUUGUUGCUGAGGGAGAAGCUAAAAUGCAGAGAGGAAUUGAGGUUAGACGUGUACAAAGUUAUGUAGACAUAAUUGACAACAUGAAGGCAAGAAACUCUGCUGCUAACAAUGCUGUUUCACUCAUUAACAAAUGGGAGGCCUUUGAAUCAGAACAUGGAAGAUUGAAGUCUCCAAUAACAAUUCAAUCUUCUACUGUGAUUACUCAAGAAUGGGAACAAUUUGAGUAAUUAAAAGUUCUGUUCACUAACUUUGAACAAUUUGCCAAGUUAGUUUCAAUAGGGAGGGAAGAGUUAAUAUGCUUGUACUAAUUCUAUAAGUUUCUCAGUCUAUGCAUAAAUAAACACUUGACAUUUUAUUUGCCACUUUGAAAAUGUUGGAAACAUUAGAGAAAAAGAGUUUGAGGAACAAGUGAAAUGCUUCUAGAUUGUAGAAUUUGAUUAAGUUUGAUAUAGAAUGAUCGUUGAUUUUUUCUUAUUGUUUGUCUAACAUAGAUUUUAAAUGCAGGAUGUGUAUAUUAUGUUGUGUAAUUAGAUAUUUAAAUAGAUGGUGUGUUUUCUAAUAAACCAUCUAUUUAAAGAGUACUUUAUGUCAUAUGUAAGAGUUUAUUUAUUGUAUCACUAAAGUUUGUUAAUACGGAUGAUAAGCCUAA